CAGACUUGAGCUUCUUUGUCCGUGUAUGUUGAGGUUGCCGUGGUCGCUCGCUGGCAACUUUCUCCACACCUCAACCUGACGUCGUUCAACCACGACUAGCUAUAGUAGCUCAAUAAACUCAGUCUAGGCGAGGCAUGAGCAGCAGCUUCCAGUCGCAGGUCGCAAGACAUUCGCGCCGUACUUCGGCCGCUGAAAGUGAGCUGGCUGCUGCGUCUGAACAGGAUCGCGGACACCUCAACACAUACGACGAUGGAGUUGUUGAAUUGGCACGUCAGCCAUUACAAUCCACCGAUGAUGAACAAAUAGACCUGCGCCGCUGCUGGAUCUGCUUUGAGGAGGAAGUCGUGAGUGAUGCUGCGCUCAUGCGUUCAGGUUGGCGGCGGCCAUGUGGUUGUACACUUGUUGCGCAUGAAGAGUGUCUCUUGACGUGGGUGGAUGAAUCUCACUCACAGCUCACACGCCCUGUCCGGUGUCCACAGUGCAAACAAGCCUAUCGCAUCAAAUCAAAGCACUCAUGGGGUGUCUCGUGGAUGGCACGGGGCGAUUCCCUUAUUACAAAAGCAUUAUUGGCGACGAUCCCGCUUGGUUUGUGUCAAGCAUUCGGCGUAACGUGCUGCUACUAUGGACAGCAGGCGAUGGUGGAUGUGCUUGGCCCUGAUGCCUUCUUUGCACUGGUUGAGAGGUUGCAGCCAUCCGAUUUGAUACGCUUCAAUCUUGCUGCUGGCAUCAUCCCGUUCGCCCUCGUCGGCUCACGCUUCCACAUCUUCAACUUUGUACUACCACUCAUUCCCAGCCUGGUGUGUUUCAGCGACAGUUCCUUCAUUGAGGCACGCACACCGAUGGGCACCUCGCCCGCCCUUUGGAUUUGCGUGCUUCCCUGGUUCCGUAAUUGCUAUGCGCUUACAUGGCGCUUAUGCUUUGCAAAUCUCGAGAAUCGCUGGAAGCGAGAAGCAGGCUUGAUUAAAGCUGGUCAGCGUGAAAUCACACCCGGUGUCUUUCUACGCAACCAGCCUGUUCGCCAAGCACCUGCAGCGCAAGAGAUGCCGCCACCGCAAGAUCUAGGUGAGCAACAAGCACAACUUGAGCAAGAACAAGAUGAUGAGGAAGAUGCAGUCGUGGAACGCUGGCUUAUGAUUGAAGCGCCAGUAUUGGCGCGUCGUGUAGCAGGUGCGUUGUUGCUACCGAAAUUCAGUGUCUGGUGCUCACACAUACUUGUGCGAUGGGUGCCGGGCUUCAAGGCUCGGUACCCACAUCGCUUCCAGCGGGUAUUGAUUGGUGGUGCGGCGUUUGUUGUGGCAAAGGAUGUCUUGUCGCUGCUCUACCUGUACACGCGCGCUAAGGGCAGAUUGACACGACAUAUUGAGAAUCAGAGCAAGGGUAGGCAGCAGCGUCAUUGAGAAAAGUCAGCGUAUUUGUGAAAUAAGCAUCUUUAGCCAUCUAACGUGAACUAUGAGACGCGUCUA
Molecule: messenger RNA, 1463 nt
Organism: Protomyces lactucae-debilis
Lineage: Eukaryota; Fungi; Ascomycota; Taphrinomycetes; Taphrinales; Protomycetaceae
Exons: 2
Coding region: 135-1397 (420 amino acids)
Molecular function (GO): zinc ion binding
Source: RefSeq, a predicted model, not a curated record